CUCCGCGCCCCGCCCGCGGGAGGCAGCGGGGCCGUCGGUGCCGCCGCGCUGUGCCCGCCGAGUUCCGCUGCUCCCAGGGUGAAGUGACUCAUCUACCCUAGCUUGUCAGAGGAUGUUUCACUGACGGCCCAACUGGACCACACCAUGGAGAAGACAGAUGCAGAUGGCCAGCCACCCAAGCCCAACGGGGAGAGGGAGCAGCCCCGCAGCCUCCCCUACUCUGUGGAGACACCCUACGGCUUUCACUUGGACCUGGACUUCCUCAAGUACGUGGAUGACAUCGAGAAAGGGAACACCAUCAGAAGGAUUCACGUCCACCGGAAAGCCAAGCAGCCCAAGUUCAGCACCCUGCCCCGAAACUUCAGCCUGCCUGAGAACGGCUCCCGCGGCUGCACGUCCGCUCCCAGCAAGAGCUGGACGGACACCUGCUCCUUCCCCCAGCGCAAGGCAUCGCUGGGAGCAGAGGAGACCUCUCGUGCCCUCCUGCCCGGCGAGGCAGCCCUUCCCGCGGCUGAUGAGCCGAGUUACCGGAGAAAAGCGCUUCUGGCCGAGACGCGGCGGCAGGUAGAGCUGGGGCGGCCUCAGCUGCUGCGAGCCUCCAGCAUGCCGGCUGCAUUGCUACCUGGCCAGCCUCUGCCAGGGGAUGGGGGGGUGCCCUCGCCUCUCUGCCCACCUCCCCAGCACUGCCAUGACCAGAGAGGUUCCGAAAGUGUGCUUCACCCUACAGCCCGUUCACCCAGCUCCAAUGGCAUCAUGUUACAUCUCCCCCAGGAGAUGAGCUCGGAGCAAAAUGUCUCUGUGGGGCAGAAGGAGCAUCCUGGUGGAGGGAGCCCAGGGCUGGGACAGAUGCAGCCCCACUGGCAGACUCAGCAUCCCGCGGCACCACAGCUACAGGUGGUGAUGGAGAGCAGAAGUGAGGAGAGCGAUGCCGUCGAUGACGGUGGUUGCUCCACCUUGGCUAGGAGUGAACAAGCCUCACUGGCUGUCCUCCAGCUUGCAGAGGAGAACAUGAGCCCUGGGGAAAAGGAGCUAAGUGUGAGUGAAGUAGCUCCAAAAAUGCUGAAGAAAGCAGAGGAGGGGAGUGUCAAGGCUGGAGAGAACAAAGAGGGCUGUGUUGCUCAGCCUCAUGAUGCUGGAGAGCCUGGUGGGGUCGCCAGGCUGAUGCAGCGCAUUGCUGCUCUGGAGGACCAGCUGGGCAAGAAGAAGGAAGAGCUAGAGCAGAUCAAGGCAGUGCUGGAGCAGCAAGGUCAGGAGAUCAAGGAUAAGGAAAAAAGCAUUAAGUUACUGGCCAGCUCCAAAGCUCAGCUGGAAGAGAAGCUGCUUAGGGAAAGCACCAAAGAGGGCAAGCUGCCACCCAGGCAGAGCAGUGGGGCUUUGCAGUGCCAGGAUGCUGCAGUGAACACCGACCUCUCAGAGGUAACCAGGGCCAAGCAAGCCCAUGAUAAAGGCAUCAAUGUGAAUAUCCCAGUCUCCACCAAAUCCAUAGGGUGCAGCAUCCAGAGAACAGACAACGAGAACACACAGACGAUGGAGGUGGGCGGUUGGAGAGAUCAGGGACUGCCAGAUGCCCAUGCCAGUGUCAGUGGAGCAGGACCUGGACAUUUGGGUGAAGCCGACGUUGAGGCUGGACUUCAUGCCCCAUGCUCCACCCAGCUGAAGACAGCUGAGCGCUUCGGCGACGCCAAUCAGAAUCACAGGAGUGACUGCCGUGCCCAGGCUCUCACCGCGUGCGCGGCCACCACGGAAAGCUACCGAGCAACGAGGAACGGCUCCGACGUGGGUGACAAGGAGGCAGGAGAUAAACCUCCAGAUGGGCUGGAAGAGGAAGGUCCCCCUGGCCACGAGGAUCUCCCAGCUGUUGACCCCAUUGGCCAAUAUGUAAAAAAGAUCCAGGAGCUUCUGCAGGAGCAGUGGCUGUGUCUGGAGCACGGCUACCCCGAGCUAGCGAGCGCUAUCAAGCAGCCGGCCUCCAAGCUCAGCUCCAUCCAGAACCAGUUAGUUAAUUCCUUAAACUCGCUGCUGUCUGCCUACUCUACCCGAGGGCCUGCCGAUAAGGAGAACUCCAACACACACUAUCAACAGUUGGAAACUUCUCCAACCACAAGUCUUAAAUCUAUCAUGAAAAAGAAAGGUUGUGGUUUCCAUGCAGAAGGCAAUGAGACCAAAAAGAAUCUUCAGUUUGUUGGGGUAAAUGGUGGCUAUGAGACAACUUCAAGUGAAGACACAAGCUGUGAGGACAGCCCAUCAGAUGGUGACAUGGAGAGUGAGACGGAGAGAAGAUGUGACAAUUUGGAGCCCACACAGGUGGAAGAUGGAGGUGACAGCAAGGAGGCUUCACCAGGGACCUCCUCACAGGAGAAAUGUGAGGAUGAUGGCCUUCAGGAACCGUCAACAGAAGCAGCACCUUGCACUCAGCAGAAGGCUGACAGAUCCAAACCCUCUGAAGCUUUCCUUGCCGACUGCCAGCUCCUCAGCAAGCACCUCUCAGAAAUCAGGACCACAAGUGACAAGCAUCUGCGGCACGUCCUGAGCGCUGUCUCCCAGGAGUGGUUCCGGCUGUCGAGCCACAAGAACUCCAGCACGGAGGUGCUCGCAGAGUAUCUCCAGGAGCUGGCAGCCAUCCAGCCCCAGCUCCUGGAGAUGGUGGUGAACCUGGCUGACAGGAACGGCAACACCGCUCUUCACUACAGCGUUUCCCACUCCAACUUCCCAAUUGCCAAGCUCCUGCUGGACACAGGUGUGUGCUGCCUGGACCUGCAGAACCGCGCCGGCUACACGGCCGUGAUGCUCACCCCGCUGGCAGUUGCUGAGACAGCUGAGGACAUGGAGGUGGUGAUGAAGCUGCUGAAGGAGGGAGAUGUCAACCUGCGAGCAGCCCAGGGGGGCCAGACUGCCCUGAUGCUGGGGGUCAGCCACGAGCGGGACGACAUGGUGCAAGCCCUUCUCUCCUGCCAGGCUGAUGUCAACCUGCAGGAUGAGGAGGGGACCACGGCGCUGAUGGUGGCCUGCAGGCAGGGCAGUGCCGACAUUGUCAAGCUGCUCUUGGCCCAGCCUGGCUGCCAGGUCAUGCUGACAGACAAAGAUGGUAACUCAGCCUUGUCACUGGCCCAGCAAGCUGCCCAUGGGGACAUUGUCAUGCUGCUGCAAGCCCACAUUGAGCAGAGCCCAUGACUGAGCUGGGAGAAGAAACAAGGACCGAGAGUGGGAAACAGAGAGGUCCUUCUUGUAACAGCCUCCCUGCUAGGACAAUGUUGUAGGUUUCCAUUCGUGCAGGGGCAUGACCUCUGUCAGCCAUCUGCAUACAUUCCCUGUGCCUAAUUCUCCUCAUUAAGCCUGCUUACAUUCCCCUGAUCUCUGACCAUUGCCACAAAAGGACUCUGAGCUCUCCUAGAUGCUCCUCCUGGUGUAGACUUGGCAGGUGAGUGAGCAAUGCAGAGAAAAGCACACUAGAAAAGCAGUAUUUAGUCUUUUGUAACCUUAGACUAUGGCUGUCUUUUUAAUCAACAACUUAACUGUAUCUCAUUUAACUUGUAAGUUUCUGUCCUGAUAUUUAUUGUGAGCUAUUCUGUAGCUGCUGGCAGGCAGCAUUGCUCCCUGUGUGUAACAGCAAACACAAGCUGGGUGGAUUAUGUAAAGUAUAAAAUCCUGUUUAUGUUUGCUCAUGUGGGUCUGAUGCAAGAAUGAAAAACCAGUGCUCUGGGAAAAUGUUUGAGCCCAGCAGGCCCAAACACACAGACAUUGUUUUGGCUGUGCUCAGCAUUACCACAUGGCUCUGCUUUCUUCUCAUGAAGGCUGAGCUAAUGGGGAAGUGCAGCUCCUUGGCAUGCACCAUGCAGCUGUGCUUGCAACACUGAGGCUCAGCAGAUCAUAGAAUCAGAGAAUCAGCCAGGUUGGAAGAGACCUCCAAGCUCAGCCAGCCCAACCAAUCACCCAGCCCUAGCCAAUCAACCAGACCAUGGCACUAAGUGCCCCAGCCAGGUUUUGCUUGGAUGGUGAAUCCACCACCUCCCUGGGCAGACCAUUCCAAUGCCAAUCACUCUCUCUGCCAGGAACUUCCUCCUAAUAUCCAGCCUAGACCUCCCCCAACACAAAUGGAGACUCUGUCCUUUUGUUCUGUUGCUGGUUGCUUGGCAGCAGAGCCCAGCUCCACCAGACUACAGCCUCCCUUCAGGUAGUUGUAGACAGCAAUGAGCUCUGCCCUGAGCCUCCUCUUCUGCAGGCUGCACACCCCCA
This is a messenger RNA of Pogoniulus pusillus (Red-fronted tinkerbird), 4233 nucleotides long. It is a transcript of the gene KANK4, whose product is annotated as KN motif and ankyrin repeat domains 4. Gene Ontology annotation, molecular function: protein binding. NCBI's taxonomy places the organism in Eukaryota, Metazoa, Chordata, Aves, Piciformes, Lybiidae. Gene Ontology annotation, cellular component: cytoskeleton; cytoplasm. The transcript is spliced from 10 exons. Gene Ontology annotation, biological process: negative regulation of actin filament polymerization. The record is from RefSeq and is a predicted model, not a curated record. The coding region runs from base 145 to 3171 and encodes 1008 amino acids.